AUGAUAGUACCCCUUUCCCUGUACUGCCACGAUAAUGGCAACAUUGCCAUCUGGGACAUCCGCAAGGGCCAGAAGGUGGUUGACUCUGGCACGGAUCACAGCGCUGGUAUCAACGACAUGCAGUUGAGCAAGGAUGGCACCAUGUUUGUCACCGCCUCCAAGGACACCACCGCCAAAUUGUUCGAUUCUCAGUCUCUUAUAUGCCUAUGCCAUGCCAAGGCUGGAAAGUUCGACUCGCGUUUCUUCCAUCUAAUAUACGAGGAGGAGUUCGCCCGACUCAAUGGCCAUUUCGGACCCAUCAACAGUUUGGCCUUCCAUCCGGACGGCAAGAGUUAUGCCUCGGGCGGAGAAGAUGGUUUCAGCCACGAUAAUGGCAACAUUGCCAUCUGGGACAUCCGCAAGGGCCAGAAGGUGGUUGACUCUGGCACGGAUCACAGCGCUGGUAUCAACGACAUGCAGUUGAGCAAGGAUGGCACCAUGUUUGUCACCGCCUCCAAGGACACCACCGCCAAAUUGUUCGAUUCUCAGUCUCUUAUAUGCCUAUGCCAUGCCAAGGCUGGAAAGUUCGACUCGCGUUUCUUCCAUCUAAUAUACGAGGAGGAGUUCGCCCGACUCAAUGGCCAUUUCGGACCCAUCAACAGUUUGGCCUUCCAUCCGGACGGCAAGAGUUAUGCCUCGGGCGGAGAAGAUGGUUUCGUGCGUGUCCAGUCAUUCGAUAGUAACUACUUUGAGAACAUCUUCAAGUAG
Drosophila teissieri is the source of this 747-nucleotide messenger RNA. Its product is annotated as eukaryotic translation initiation factor 3 subunit I-like. Gene Ontology annotation, cellular component: eukaryotic translation initiation factor 3 complex, eIF3m. Lineage: Eukaryota; Metazoa; Arthropoda; Insecta; Diptera; Drosophilidae. Gene Ontology annotation, molecular function: RNA binding; protein binding; translation initiation factor activity. The record is from RefSeq and is a predicted model, not a curated record. The coding region runs from base 1 to 747 and encodes 248 amino acids. The transcript has 5 exons. Gene Ontology annotation, biological process: cytoplasmic translational initiation.